This is a messenger RNA of Rattus norvegicus (Norway rat), 2494 nucleotides long. The record is from RefSeq and is a predicted model, not a curated record. Lineage: Eukaryota; Metazoa; Chordata; Mammalia; Rodentia; Muridae.
GUCCAGCAGAUCAGGAAAGAGGGAGGAGUUCAAGGAGCCAAGUACUAGGGGAGCGCGCCGGGGAGCUGUCCAGAGAACGCCAGGGUGGAACCUCUGGGUAGGGGGCGAGUGCGCGGAGGAGCGCGGAUCUGCCAGGACAAGUGCAGCCUGGGGACCGUGGCGGAAACUCAAGUGAAAGGCACGCACGGAAGCCGGGCGCGCGUGAUUGGGUUCAGUGAGGUGACAGCGCGCGUCCCUUUUUAUACUCGACCCACUCAACAAGGCCCGCCGCUCUCGGCCGCCACGCAGGCAGCCCUAGUCCUGUUUCUGGCUACCCACAGCCAGUCGCGCCGUGGGUCUUUGGCGCCUUGUUUUGUCUGUCACGGUACCGCUUCUUAGGUCUCCGCCCCGGAAGUGAUAUCACCGAGCGCAAACCCGGGGGUCCCUAAGGCUGCCCCCCCCCCCCCCCGGCGUCUUUAAAGGGAACUCGCAGCUUUGCACUGACAGUGCUCUUGAGCCAAGUUGCUUCUGGGCGGAAGUAGUCCAUCUAGGGCUCGGCCUCUUUAAAGAAACAGACUUCUGCAACCUUGGGACUACGUUUGGGGUCGCCGGCUAUUGGACGGAGCAGCGCAAUUGUUAGCUGAAGCAGAACUGUGUGUGGGACUCAGGCCCUGGCUUGGAGCCAUUUUCUGGGCUAGGCUGUCUGCCCUUCUGUCCCUCUGGAGGGGAAGCCUGCAGUGCCUGUGGACCUACCUCAGAGGCAUGUUCAGGAGUGCAGCAGCCCUCUCGGUGCACCUGAUGUGGCCACUCUGGGGAAGGAAAGCUGGAGCCUCACUCACCCGGUGCUUGCACCAGUCUCUCACCAUGACCAAACGGCUGCAGGCUCGGAGGCUGGACGGGAUUGAUCAAAACCUCUGGGUGGAGUUUGGCAAACUGACCAAGGAGUAUGACGUCGUGAACUUGGGUCAGGGCUUCCCUGACUUCUCGCCUCCGGACUUUGCAACGCAAGCUUUUCAGCAGGCUACCAGUGGGAACUUCAUGCUCAACCAGUACACCAGGGCAUUUGGUUACCCACCACUGACAAACGUCCUGGCAAGUUUCUUUGGCAAGCUGCUGGGACAGGAGAUGGACCCACUCACGAAUGUGCUGGUGACAGUGGGUGCCUAUGGGGCCUUGUUCACAGCCUUUCAGGCCCUGGUGGAUGAAGGAGAUGAGGUCAUCAUCAUGGAACCUGCUUUUGACUGUUAUGAACCCAUGACAAUGAUGGCUGGAGGUUGCCCUGUGUUCGUGACUCUGAAGCCGAGCCCUGCUCCUAAGGGGAAACUGGGAGCCAGCAAUGAUUGGCAACUGGAUCCUGCAGAACUGGCCAGCAAGUUCACACCUCGCACCAAGAUCCUGGUCCUCAACACACCCAACAACCCUUUAGGAAAGGUAUUCUCUAGGAUGGAGCUGGAGCUGGUGGCUAAUCUGUGCCAGCAGCACGAUGUCUUGUGCAUCUCUGAUGAGGUCUACCAGUGGCUGGUCUAUGACGGGCACCAGCACGUCAGCAUCGCCAGCCUCCCUGGCAUGUGGGAUCGGACCCUGACCAUCGGCAGUGCAGGCAAAAGCUUCAGUGCCACUGGCUGGAAGGUGGGCUGGGUCAUGGGUCCAGAUAACAUCAUGAAGCACCUGAGGACAGUGCACCAGAAUUCUAUCUUCCACUGCCCCACCCAGGCCCAGGCUGCAGUAGCCCAGUGCUUUGAGCGGGAGCAGCAACACUUUGGACAACCCAGCAGCUACUUUUUGCAGCUGCCACAGGCCAUGGAGCUGAACCGAGACCACAUGAUCCGUAGCCUGCAGUCAGUGGGCCUCAAGCUCUGGAUCUCCCAGGGGAGCUACUUCCUCAUUGCAGACAUCUCAGACUUCAAGAGCAAGAUGCCUGACCUGCCCGGAGCUGAGGAUGAGCCUUAUGACAGACGCUUUGCCAAGUGGAUGAUCAAAAACAUGGGCUUGGUGGGCAUCCCUGUCUCCACAUUCUUCAGUCGGCCCCAUCAGAAGGACUUUGACCACUACAUCCGAUUCUGUUUUGUCAAGGACAAGGCCACACUCCAGGCCAUGGAUGAGAGACUGCGCAAGUGGAAAGAGCUCCAACCCUGAGGAGGCUGCCCUCAGCCCCACCUCGAACACAGGCCUCAGCUAUGCCUUAGCACAGGGAUGGCACUGGAGGGCCCAGCUGUGUGACUGCGCAUGUUUCCAGAAAAGAGGCCAUGUCUUGGGGGUUGAAGCCAUCCUUUCCCAGUGUCCAUCUGGACUAUUGGGUUGGGGGCCAGUUCUGGGUCUCAGCCUACUCCUCUGUAGGUUGCCUGUAGGGUUUUGAUUGUUUCUGGCCUCUCUGCCUGGGGCAGGAAAGGGUGGAAUAUCAGGCCCGGUACCACCUUAGCCCUGCCGAGGCUCUGUGGCUUCUCUACAUCUUCUCCUGUGACCUCAGGAUGUUGCUACUGUUCCUAAUAAAGUUUUAAGUUAUUAGGACCCUCAA